UUGCAGUGUUCGAUGGCAAAUUGACUAAAUAAGAACGGACGUAUUUGCGUGCCAAAUAAUAUGGCGAUGUCAUAUCUGUGGAUUAUAUUAAUAUUUGUGAUUUGUGCGCAGGCUUUACAUAGUUUUAAAGAGCUAUAUUGUCAAGAUCCUGACACAAAAAUGUUACACGCUGUGAACACAACAUGGGCGGCGAAGUCUUUCUGUGGAAAUUAUACGUGCAAAUUAAGAAAGAAAAAUAGAACAAAUACAGAAUUAGUUACACCGCUUACAAAAAUUAACAUCACUAAUAUAAACAUUAACUUUGUUAAAGAUGAUGACAUGUCACCUAGUGCUAGUGACAAAGUAAAGACUACCGUGGAUCCGCUCAAACCUAGUCUGACACGUUUAUUGAGCAGGGAAAGAGUUAUACCUAAAACCAAAGGUGAUGACGAAAAGCGUAGUGACGACUCCUCAAAGGAAAAUUAUGGUGACCGUUAUUUAACAGAUAGUGAAAUAAAAACAAUAACUGAUAUGCUACAUACAGUUAAAAAGAGUGAUCUUGAAGCGAUUGUUGAAAUUUAUAACUUAGCACAAGAUAUUUACAAGGAUAUAGAAAAAAAUCAAGAAGAAACAUUUUUCCAGGAUACGAUGACACCUAUUCACGCUCAUGGUUUCAAUGAUAAUCAACAAGGGAUUACAAGCGAUAAGCAAAGAGUUUCUUAUUGGUAUGAGCCGUUAAAUUUUCAUAAUAGUAAAGUGAAGCCGGAAGUCAGUGUAAACGAACCGACAACAACAACUAUGCCAACUACAACAAUACAACCUAAUAAAAUUAAAAUUGCUGAAAAUAGUAACAUUGCUGAUAAUCCAUACUUCAAGGAGUCAUUAACAGACAAGGAUGUUAGAAAAUUACCUUACUAUUAUCCAAUGUCGACUUUCCAAAGGGUUUCUUCUUAUACCCACACGUUGAAACCGAAAACUGGAAUAGAACCGGUGUCUAAUCCGGAAAUCAAAGUAUGCAAAAAACUCCCACCAUUGCAACCGCCUUCGACCACCAACAAUUACCUGCUUCCAUCAUGGAUAAAUAAGUCAUUAAAGAAAUCCUAUUUUGCGGUAACUCCACAAAAUGUAUUCGAACCAUCACUCUUGUUACCCUUUCCCUUCGCAUAUGUAAAUAAUAAUAAUAUAACCGCGUACCCUCCUAGUUACUACUACGAUAACUACAAUGGAUAUCCAUGGGCACAUUUAAAUAUAUAUAAUAGAAAUAGAAACUUUCAUCAGUCUUACUUAGGCACAGCUUAUAUAGCCAGAGUUCCCGGUGAAUCUUUGUACGUCAAACCUAAUGUAAAUAGUGAUUACGAAGCGCAGCGAGGAACUAUUACUAGAGAUGACAUCAUAGAUAUUAUAUCUAGUUUAAAAGAUAAAGAAAUGAAGAAAAUGCCUGAUUGGCAAACUAAUUCACUACCAAAGAAAGUAAUUGAUGAAGUCAAAGGAAAUGCAGAGAAAUCAAAGAUGUUAAAACCUUUAAGAAAGAAAGUGAGAAUAGAAAGAAUAGGGAAAGUAAUAAAAUUAGAUGAGUCUUCAAGAUCUAAAAGAAGUAUUAAUAAUGAAGAUCCCUUUGAUGGAAUUGAUGAAUAUGAAACAUAUAUUACUACAACAACGUGUCAGCCGAGUACAGAAAUAGGAUUCUUCCGUAGAGGGAACAUGAGUAGAUCGUUCCCAGAAUGUUGCCCAGAGAGAAUACAGAGCUGACCACAGGUAUAGACAAC
Papilio machaon (common yellow swallowtail) is the source of this 1745-nucleotide messenger RNA. RefSeq lists its product as uncharacterized. Lineage: Eukaryota; Metazoa; Arthropoda; Insecta; Lepidoptera; Papilionidae. The record is from RefSeq and is a predicted model, not a curated record. Bases 61 to 1728 code for a protein of 555 amino acids. The transcript is spliced from 3 exons.